AUGCGCGUACUGGUGACUGGAGGUGGAGGCUACCUAGCCGGCCAUAUCAUUAAUCAAUUACUUCGGCGAGGGCAUAGUGUCGUGACCACCGCGCGCACGAAAACCAAAGCCGAGAAAUUGAAGAAGCGCUACGCAGAAUUGGAUCACGCUGUCUUCGACGUGGUCAUCGUGGAAGACAUUGCGAAAGAAGGGGCAUUCGACGAAGCGGUUGUCUCUUCACCACCAUUCGACGGCGUCUGUCAUCCCACAUCGCCGUUUCAUUUUGCGGUAACUGAACUGCUUGACCCUGCCAUCAUCGGCACCACUGGGAUUCUCAGAUCCAUCAAGGCACAUGCACCAAGUGUGCGGCGCGUGGUCAUCACCUCGUCGCUAGCGGCAAUGAUUCAUCCAUGGCAAGGUGCUUGGCGGAACUAUCCAGGCCAUACGUACACUGAAGCCGACUGGAACCCGAUCACGGCUGAGCAAGCAUUCCAGGACCCCCUAUGUGGAUACCGCUUCUCAAAGAAGCAGGCGGAGCAAGCAGCCUGGAGUUUCGUUGCAGAGGAUCCAGCGCUGAACUUUACUUUACAAACGAUUUGUCCUCCGCUGAUGCUCGGACCGACUGCUUCUGGUGAUCUCUGGGAUGGCAAUCUAGCGAAUGUCAACGAAAGCUUGAAGCGUGUUAGAGAUAUUUGCUUUGGCAAAGCACGGGCCGACAACGAAAUACCGCCGAAUGGAGCGAGCUUUAUCUUCACCGACGUGCGUGACGCCGCGCAUUACCAUGUACUUGCCCUGGAGAGAGCAGACGACGUUUCGGAGCGAUACUUCAUUCCGACUGGCUGGUUUGCCAACGAGGAUAUUGUGCGUAUUGCCCGAGAGAAUUUUCCUGACCUUGCAGACAGUCUGCCACUUCCUGGCACCCCCGGAGGCUCGUGGCCAAAAGACGGAAUGUAUACGAUCGAUAACUCAAAGACGCGGAGCGCAUUUCCGACCUUUGUCGACUUCCGGUCGCUAGAGGAAUGUAUUAUUGAUACAGUACAGAGCCUAAAGGCUGUGGUUGCAUGA
Molecule: messenger RNA, 1044 nt
Organism: Cercospora beticola
Lineage: Eukaryota; Fungi; Ascomycota; Dothideomycetes; Mycosphaerellales; Mycosphaerellaceae
Molecular function (GO): oxidoreductase activity, acting on the CH-OH group of donors, NAD or NADP as acceptor
Source: RefSeq, a predicted model, not a curated record